UAUUCACAUUCAUUUUCCAUCUAGAGCCACCCUCAAACGCUCUAACCUUACAUUAACUUCUUCAUUAGUAUCGACUAGGAGAAAAUAUCUUCAUCGAAUAUGUUUGGAAAACUAGUCAUGUUAUAACCCGGUAUUAACCCCAGUAAUUUUCGGUCGGGUAAGAAAUCCACGGACAAAACUCCAUGCAAUACAAAAGCUAAUGACAAGUGAUGACUGACUGACAACUUAAUAGAAUCCAUCCGUUCUCAGGCAAUAAUGUCGACGGAAAAUAAUAACAAAGUGGUUUGUGUGACGGGAGGAAGCGGCUACAUUGGGUCUUACUUAGUCUCUCUCCUCCUUUCUCGUGGUUACACCGUUAACACCACCGUCAAAGACCUCAAUAAUGACAACGAAACGAAGCAUCUAGAAACCUUAGAAGGUGCUAAAACUCAUCUCCGCUUGUUCCGGCUUGAUCUUCUCGAUUACGAUUCCAUUCUUGCUGCGGUUUCUGGAACUUCUGGAGUUUUUCACAUUGCUUCUCCUUGCAUUGUUGAUCAAGUUCACGAUCCUCAGAAAGAAUUGCUUGAUCCAGCAAUAAAAGGUACGACAAAUGUACUGAAGGCUGCGAAAGAAGCAGGUGUAAAGCGUGUGGUUGUGACAUCUUCCGUGUCUGCAAUUUCACCUAAUCCUAAUUGGCCUGCUGAUGUUGUUAGAGACGAAAAUUGUUGGACUGAUGUUGAAUUCUGCAAACAAAAAGAGUUGUGGUAUCCACUUUCCAAGACCUUGGCCGAGAAAGCAGCUUGGGAAUUUGCAAAAGAAAAUGGCUUGGAUGUGGUUGUGGUAAACCCUGGCACUGUCAUGGGGCCAGUUCUCCCUCCUACUCUAAAUGCAAGCAUGUUAAUGUUGCUCCGGCUUCUUCAAGGCUGCACUGAAACUUAUGAAAAUUUCUUUAUGGGAUCUGUCCAUGUGAAGGAUGUAGCCCUGGCACACAUUUUAGUAUAUGAAAACAAGUCUGCUACUGGAAGACACUUGUGCCUGGAGGCCAUAUCACAUUACGGUGACUUUGCUGCCAAAGUUUCGGAAUUGUUGCCAGAGUAUAACUUACCAAGGUUGCCAAGAGAAACUCAGCAAGGGCUGUUGCGGGCCAAGAAUGCAGCAAAGAAGUUGAUGGAUUUAGGCCUACAAUUCAUUCCAAUGGAGCAAAUAAUUAAGGACUCAGUUGACAGCUUAAAGAGCAAAGGAUUCUUAUCUUGAGUACUAUUACUAGAGAACUUAUUUUAGCCAUAAGAUAAGCUAAAGCUAAUGUAAACCUUUAUCGAUACUGUGGUUACCAGUUAAGUGAGGUAUUAUUUGAUGUAAGUUUUAAAUUAUAGCGACCUCAACUUGAACCCAAACUUGUACUUCAACACUCCUACGCUAUGAGAGUUUAACUCAAAGCAUUAUAUGAGUGCUUUAAUAAUACAGCUUCAUCAAAUAAUUUUCCUGUCAAA
Messenger RNA from Amaranthus tricolor (Joseph's coat), 1469 nucleotides. RefSeq names its product cinnamoyl-CoA reductase CAD2. The record is from RefSeq and is a predicted model, not a curated record. Gene Ontology annotation, molecular function: oxidoreductase activity, acting on the CH-OH group of donors, NAD or NADP as acceptor. NCBI's taxonomy places the organism in Eukaryota, Viridiplantae, Streptophyta, Magnoliopsida, Caryophyllales, Amaranthaceae. Bases 256 to 1233 code for a protein of 325 amino acids. The transcript is spliced from 6 exons.